AAAACAACUUCCGUUCACGUUAGCUCGUAGAAAUGGCGACUUCGUUGGGAUCCAACACGUAUAACAGGCAAAAUUGGGAAGACUCUGAUUUUCCCAUCCUCUGUCAAACAUGCUUGGGCGAAAACCCUUACAUCCGCAUGACCAAAGAGAAAUUUGGCAAGGAGUGCAAGAUCUGCGCACGUCCCUUUACAGUGUUUCGCUGGUGUCCUGGCAGCAGGAUGCGCUUUAAGAAGACCGAAGUGUGUCAGACCUGCAGUAAAAUGAAGAACGUCUGUCAGACCUGCCUCUUGGAUCUGGAAUAUGGUUUGCCCAUUCAGGUUCGAGACACAGGGCUGUCCGUUAAAGAUGAAGUACCAAGAUCAGACGUCAAUAAGGAGUUUUACACUCAGAAUAUGGAGAGAGAGAUAGCUAAUUCUGAUGGCACAAGACCUGUGGGGAUGCUCGGCAAGGCACCGAGCAGCAGUGAUAUGCUUCUGAAACUGGCUCGUACCACACCGUACUACAAGAGGAACAGACCACACAUCUGCUCAUUCUGGGUGAAGGGGGAAUGCAAGAGAGGGGAAGAGUGUCCAUAUAGACACGAGAAGCCCACUGAUCCAGAUGACCCGUUAGCUGACCAGAACAUUAAGGAUCGAUUCUAUGGCAUCAAUGAUCCUGUGGCUGAUAAACUUCUGAAGCGGGCCACUACCAUGCCCAGACUGGACACACCCGAUGACAAGACUAUCACCACACUCUAUAUCGGGGGGCUGGGAGAAAACGUUACAGACUCUGAGCUCAGGAAUCACUUCUACCAGUUUGGAGAGAUUCGUACCAUCACCAUUGUUCAAAAGCAGCAGUGUGCUUUCAUCCAGUUUGCCACACGGCAGGCCGCAGAGACAGCAGCAGAGAAAUCCUUUAACAAACUCAUCGUCAAUGGAAGGCGCCUUAAUGUAAAAUGGGGCAGGUCGCAGGCAGCUCGUGGUAAAGAGAGAGAGAAGGAUGGGGUGACAGAGAGUGGAAUUAGGCUGGAGCCAGUGCCAGGUCUCCCUGGAGCUCUGCCUCCACCCCCUAUGUCUGAUGACAAUGCGCCAGCCAACUACUUUAACCUGGUUCCUACCAGCUCUCCUGCUGUUGUAAACCUGGGAUUGCCUCCCCCACCUGGGGUUGCCAUGCCGCCACCACCUGGUUUUGGUCCUAUGUUCCAUGCCAUGGAUCCCAUGGCCCCACCCAUGCCCCUUCCAAUGGCCAUGAGGCCCCCUGGACAGGUCCACUACCCAUCCCAGGAUCCUCAGCGAAUGGGGGCCCAUGCAAGUCGUCAUGGAGGCCCUUAAAA
Messenger RNA from Xyrauchen texanus (razorback sucker), 1312 nucleotides. Its product is annotated as pre-mRNA-splicing factor RBM22-like. Bases 33 to 1310 code for a protein of 425 amino acids. The transcript has 11 exons. NCBI's taxonomy places the organism in Eukaryota, Metazoa, Chordata, Actinopteri, Cypriniformes, Catostomidae. Gene Ontology annotation, molecular function: pre-mRNA binding; U6 snRNA binding; metal ion binding. Gene Ontology annotation, cellular component: U2-type catalytic step 2 spliceosome; Prp19 complex; U2-type catalytic step 1 spliceosome. The record is from RefSeq and is a predicted model, not a curated record.